CAACGACACAGCGAACAGAAGAUUUCUACUCCAGUCUGCAUUGUCUCAUUUCUUCUGAUACUGAAUUGAGAUGCCUGUAGAGACGCGAUCAAUCAGAAAUACAUCUGCAGUGGGUCGGUUUCCAUCGGUCACUCUUGGAAUUUGGGAAGACGAAGAAGAUGAAGAAAAGGAAGAGCUAGAGGAAGACAAUCCUGUGAAACAAAAUGCAUGCCAGAGCUGGCUACGUAAGGUCUGCCCGUGCUGCUGUCCCCAGCCGAAUGAAGAUGACAUUAAAGAGACUUUGGUCCUAGUGAGUGAUGAUCUGGAUAAGGAGGAAGGGAAUGCAGUGAAGCCGGAAAUUGGUGAAAGCGAACUUGAUGAACUCCUUCUGAAAGUGCGAUCAAUAGACCUGCUGAAAAGCAAAUCAGGGGAGAACCGCACAGAGCACCACACAAACCUCUACCAAAGUGAUGACUUCAUUCUUCGCAGAGGACAGAAUUUCCAGAUGUGGAUCACCCUGUCUCGACCCUUUAGCCCCAACACUGACAAACUUCACCUCGAACUGAAAACAGGGCCACUGCCAACAGUGUCAAAAGGAACACAUGUAAUCAUCCCUUUGGUGGAGGAGUUGGAGGACGAUCGUUGGGAAGCCACCAUUGUGAAACAGGAUGACAAAAGGAUAAAGCUGUCAGUGAAUUCUCACCCCACGGCAGUCAUUGGCCGAUAUCAAAUCACAGUGGAAACAAAUUCUGCAAAUGGUCAGGCUGUCUCCACACAUGACCCUGACAAUGACAUCUUCCUGUUGUUCAACCCCUGGUGUGAAGAUGACGCCGUGUUCAUGGAUGCUGAAGACGAGAGGCAGGAAUAUAUCAUGAAUGAUAUCGGACGAAUCUACUAUGGCACACAGAAUCAAAUUGGAGUGCGGACAUGGAACUAUGGACAGUUUGAUGAUGGGAUUCUUGCUGCUUGUAUCUUUAUCCUGGAAAAGAGUGGAACUCCUCCGUCUGGUUGGGGAGACCCGAUCAAUGUGGUUCGAAUCAUCUCAGCCAUGAUCAACUCCCCUGACGACAGUGGUGUUUUGGAGGGAGACUGGUCAGGAGACUAUUCAGCUGGAACUAGUCCAACAUAUUGGAGUGGAAGUGUGGAAAUCCUGAAGGAAUACCAUAAAAACAACGGAGACCCUGUUAAGUAUGGCCAGUGCUGGAUCUUUGCUGGCGUAUUCAAUACAGUUUUACGGUGUUUAGGCAUUCCCAGUCGAACUGUGACCAACUUCAGUUCAGCUCAUGACACAGACGUCUCAUUGACAACAGACGUAUACCUGGACGAGAACCUGGAGCCUAUAGAUACCCUCAACACCGACUCUAUCUGGAACUUCCAUGUGUGGAACGAUUGCUGGAUGGCUCGUCCAGACUUGCCUACAGGCAAUGGAGGCUGGCAAGCUGUCGACGCCACACCUCAGGAAAGCAGCCAGGGCACCUACCGCUGUGGUCCUGCUUCUCUUACUGCAGUUCGCAAUGGUCAGGUCUUCCUCAAAUAUGACUGUCCGUUUGUUUUCGCCGAGGUGAAUAGUGAUAAAAUCUACUGGCAGAGGAAUGUAGAUGGGACCUUCAGUCAAAUAUAUAGUGAGAAAAAGAUAAUGGGCCACUUCAUCAGCACCAAAGCUGUUGGCAGUGAUGAACGCAAUGACAUCACACAUCUUUACAAACACUCCGAAGGCACAGAUCAGGAACGCAUUGCUGUAGAGACAGCAUGUAGCUAUGGCUCCAAAUCAGAGGCCUAUACCUCUCCCACGGUGGAGGAUGUCUCUGUAGAAGUGACCAUGGAUGGUGAAGGUCCUCAAAUGGGAAAAGAUGCAGAGCUGACCAUCACAUUGCAAAACAGCAGCUCAGAGCAACGCACCCUCGUCUUGCACGGUCAGGUGGCAGUUAUGUACUAUACCGGUGUCCACAAGGCCACAGUCAGAAAGGACACGACAGACGUGACCUUGGAGCCCAACGAGGUAAAGUCUUUAGAGUGGACCUUGGAUUUCAUGGACUACAAGGACCAGCUGGUGGACCAGGCUGCCCUGAUGCUGACGCUGUCAGGCAGGGUCAAAGAAACACAGCAGGUCCUGGCCACUCAGUUCAGUUUCCGGCUCAGGACCCCAAACCUCAUCUUAAAGCCAAUCGGGAAGGCGGUGGUGGGAGAGAAGAUGGCAGUAGAGAUUUCAUUUACUAACCCAUUACCACAGGUGUUGAAAGCUGUGAUAUUCCACGUGGAAGGACUGGGCCUCCUAACUGCUCAAAAGAUUCAAUAUGGAGAUAUUGGCAGUCGUGCCACCGUGUCUCUGACUGAGCACUUCGUCCCCACCCUGGCUGGACCAAGGAAAUUACUGGCUUCAUUGGACUGCAAGCAGCUCACACAGGUUCAUGGUGUGACCGACAUCACUGUGGAAAAAGAAAGGAACGGCACUCUAUAGCGAACACUUUGACACUGAAUGUUUCUUAGACAGCUAUUUUUUCACUGUCAUUUAUAUGGAAAGUUAUUGUUUAAAUUUACAAAAGUAAUUUAUUUCGCGUGAGAAUUUCAAAAUGACCACAAAGAGACAACCAAUGAUGAAAUAUUAAAGAAAGAUUUGGUGUUGGUGGGAUAAAAACUUUUAUAUUCUAUUUAAACCAGUAUUAUCUUAUACCAAGGUCAUUGCAUGUGUAUGUAGUCCCACAGUUGUUGCAGAGGUUGUACAGCUUAAAUUAAAGAAGUUAAUCUUUUUUAAAGACA
Messenger RNA from Cottoperca gobio, 2736 nucleotides. Its product is annotated as protein-glutamine gamma-glutamyltransferase K-like. The record is from RefSeq and is a predicted model, not a curated record. NCBI's taxonomy places the organism in Eukaryota, Metazoa, Chordata, Actinopteri, Perciformes, Bovichtidae. Gene Ontology annotation, molecular function: protein-glutamine gamma-glutamyltransferase activity. The transcript is spliced from 14 exons. Gene Ontology annotation, biological process: peptide cross-linking. Bases 71 to 2437 code for a protein of 788 amino acids.